CGUUGACAUCGUCCACGUUGCCGGCCGCCGGCCCUUCGGCCAGAACGUCGUCAGCAUCUACGCCGACGGACACCUGCGGAAAACGGCGCAGCUCCGCUUCCCGUCCCUGCACGAGUCCUUCACCUCCUGCUGCAUCGGCUCCGCGGGCCACCGGACCACCACGACAGCGGCCACCGCUGCCGGGCACCCGCCGGCAUCCCACGGGCCGGAGCUGGUCUUCCCCCAGCACCCCGUGCUGGGACGCUCCCAGUCUGUCCCCGCCACCCUCGGGCCCCACUCUUGGACCCCCACCCAGCUGCCCACAGAGGGGGUGGUGGCCACCACAGCAGCCGGAAGCCAGGACACGGAGUGGGGCAGCCCCACCUCGCUGGAAGGUCACCUGGGCUCUGUGGCCAUCUUCUGCGAGGCCCUGCAGCAAACCCAGGUCAAGGCUCUCUUCUGUGCAGGACCAAAUGUCACAUCCCCGUUCACUCUGGAAGGUGACUUGAUGGAGCUCAGCAGUAAACUCUUGCUGUACUACACCCCCCAGGCCUGCAGGAACAACAUCUGCUUGGACCUCUCUCCCAGCCACGGCUUGGACGGGAGGCUGACCGGACACAAGGUGGUCAACUGGGACAUCAAGGACGUGGUCAACUGCGUGGGUGGGAUGGGGGUGCUCCUGCCCCUGCUCGAGCAAGUGGUGUCCAAGACGGAGGAGCCCGAGGAUGAGCAGGAGACCAACGACCUGGUGGGGCCGGAGCUGACAUCCUCCAGGAACGCCCAGGGCAUGCUCAUCCCUCUGGGAAAGUCCUCAGAGAGCAGGCUGGAGAGGAACAGCGUGGCCGCCUUCCUGCUGCUGGUGAAGAACUUCCUGAGGAACCACACCGUGAACCAGGAGAGCCUGGUGCAGUGCCACGGGCCAGCCAUCAUCGGAGCGCUGCUGCACAAGGUCCCCGGCACGCUGCUGGACAUGAGCACCUUGGUGGCCUCGCAGAUCCUCAUGGAGCAGGUGGCUUCCGAGGGCAGCGGGCUCCUGCUGCACCUCCUCUACCAGCACCUCCUCUUCGACUUCCGCAUCUGGAGCAACAGCGACUUCGCCGUGCGCUUAGGUCACAUCCAGUACCUGGCCAGCGUGGUCAAGGACCACAAGCAGCGCGUCCGCAGGAAGUACGGGGUGCAGUUCAUCCUGGACUCCAUCCGGACCUACUACAGCACCUCCGGGGAGAAGACCACGGCCACCGACGACAUCAGGACGGUGCAGACGUCCCUUUUCAGCCUGGUGAAGGACUUCUUCUGCAGGAGCUUCUCCGGGGAGGAGAUGCAGAGCUUGCUGAACUACCUGGCUGGGGCACAGGACGAGCAGCAGGUCUGUGGGGCGCUGGAGGUGAUCCACAGCCUGCUGAAGGGUUCCCCAGCACAGGAGCAGCUCUUCGCUUUCCUCUUCGAGCCGGGCCACGUGGAGCUGCUCUUCUCCCUGCUGGUGCAGAAGAAGUUCUCAGAUGAAGUGCGGGAAAGGGUCUUCAAGAUCCUCUACAAGAUGCUGAAGUACGAGAAGGUCCCCGAGCGCAGCAAGAGCCGCCUGAAGCUGAAGGACAUUGGGUACCACGGGUUCAUCUCCUGCCUCAGCGACAUUCCCGGCUCCAUGCUGCUCUUCCGCUGCCUCUCGGAGCAGGUCCUGGGGGCAGACCCUCCCAACUACAAGGACUUGGUGGCCGUGGUGUACCUGUCCCACCGGGCUGAGCUGAGCAUCCGGCUCGACAUCUGCCGCAAGCUCUUCCACCUGAUCUACGCGCAGCAGGACCUGGUGAAGCAGCUGGCCAGGUUGGCCGGCUGGCAGGACACACUCACCAAGCUCUACGUGAAGGAAUCCUACGAGUGCCGCCAGCACAGCCUGAGCACCGCCGGCUGCCCGGAGCUGCUGCGCCUGUCCGAGCCCUCGGGCAAGGACAGGAUGAGCCCACCACCCACCGAGCUCCAGGAGCUCGAUGUCUUCCUCCC
Molecule: messenger RNA, 1977 nt
Organism: Cyanistes caeruleus (blue tit)
Lineage: Eukaryota; Metazoa; Chordata; Aves; Passeriformes; Paridae
Source: RefSeq, a predicted model, not a curated record